Molecule: messenger RNA, 1004 nt
Organism: Fomitopsis serialis
Lineage: Eukaryota; Fungi; Basidiomycota; Agaricomycetes; Polyporales; Fomitopsidaceae
Exons: 6
Coding region: 105-950 (281 amino acids)
Source: RefSeq, a predicted model, not a curated record
CUGGCUUAAGCCCCUAUUGUGUCCUCCAAUAAGUAUCAAAAGCACGCCGGCCUACCCUCGCUUCCUCCCCGCCACAGCUACAGUAUGUUAUCUGAUCGUGCCACAUGCAACCAGGUCCGAGACCUACCCAGGAGUUCGUAUCUCGUAUCCCGUUCUUCGAGUCUCCGGACAUCCUCGCGUCCGGCCACUAUCAUGUCCUCUCCGGAAUCGCGACGCAGCCACUCCCUAUCCCCCAGGCUCACGAUCCCCAGGAAACGCAGCCGCAUCGCGGUACAUCCUGCCUCGCGCGCCUGAGGAUGUACAAGCAUCUGCGCUGGCUCAACUUGCCGCUGGUCUACUCCCUCGAUAGCAGGCCCAGCAACCCCGCGAGCCUCUGGACGGAUUGGAUGACAGCGACCCUCGAGUCAGAGACGUGGUCCCUCACAGUGAGCGGCACGAUCGUGAAGUCGUGCAUCGUCCGUGCAGAACGGCGGGGGGACGGACGGGUGAUUAGGCUCAGGGUGAUCCCGUUCUUUGGCGAGAUGUACGUGCCUGACCUGCGGACGCUGCGGGGGUCGAUACUGCCCGGGGUGCCGUAUACUCCGUCGGAGUACUACCAGCGGGGCUUGGAUUCGAAUACCGUCUGGGUGGGCAUCCUCACCUCCGUCGUGUCCAAACACACAGACGACAGGACGUCGUCGUACAUCUGGUAUCGAGUCGCGUUGGAGCUGAAUGACCGUGUGAGGAAGAAGAGGUCGCUCGCGGCGGUACACCGCGGCCCGUACGACGUCCCUGAACACCGAUGUUACCUGCGCAUCACCGUCGACGACGACGUCCGCCUGUUGCCGGGAUAUGGCAGCAUGGCCGUACGACCCACACGGGAUGUACCGACUGUGUGCUGCGAGCUGCCUGUGCGGGGCGUCCACCGGGCUACGGCGGCCGCUAUCGAGUGGGUCCAUUACAGGUGGUGAUGUAUAGGAUAUAUUUUGUAUGCACAGUAUUACCCUUCAUGCAAUACAUGCACA